This is a messenger RNA of Closterium sp. NIES-65, 672 nucleotides long. Lineage: Eukaryota; Viridiplantae; Streptophyta; Zygnematophyceae; Desmidiales; Closteriaceae. The record is from the annotation of a GenBank genome assembly.
AUGCUCUCAGGUAUCCUUGAGAUGCUCUCUCAGGUGAUCCCUCAGGUGCUCUCGCAGGUGUUUCCUCAGGUGGUUUUUAGACCCUUGUUCAUUUGCGCCAUCUGUCUGUGUGGGGCAGCAGCAUCACCAACGCCUCUGCCCCUCUCCUCACCUUCCCCAACUCUCACUGUCCUCUUUCCGUCCCCCCCCCAUCCCUUCCCUUUCCCCCCUCCAGUCGCUGGUCCACUUGCGCCAUCUGUCAGCGUGGAGCAGCAGCAUCACCAACGCCACUGCCUUGCUGCUCCUCGCCUACUUACCUCCUCGCUAGAAAUGCCCCUCCUUCCCCUCUUUUUUCCUCUCAUUUCCUUCAUUGUCCCCCGCUACUUGCCCUGUUCCUCUCCUCUCCUCCCUCUUCCAGUCUCCUCCAUUCCUUCUCCUCCGUCUUCUAGUCUCCUCCAUUCUCUCUCCUCUUCCCCCUCUUCCGAUCUCCUACCACUUUUCCCCCUGCUAUACACUUGUCCCCCCUCCCCGCUAGCCCCUUGCUUCCCCCCUCCCAGGAGGCCCGUGCAGAGCAAGCUGCCGCAGGAGCCGGAUGAAGGGAGAGGGCAACGCCAGCUCAGGAGGCCCGUGCAGAGCAAGCUGCUGCGGGAGCCGGGCAAGCGAAGGCAACAUGGACGAUCAGGGUGGGGCUAA